AUCUAGAUUUCACAAGAAAAGAAGGUUGUUAAUCAUUGGACUACUUGUACAGAAGUGGAAGCAGGUAUAUAAAUUCGCGAUGUUGACAUGAUUGACAAUACAGACUAGAGUUGCCGAUCAAACGAUGGCGUUAACGAUCUUGUGUCUUCUCGGCCUAUUGGCAUUCUCUCAAGCUGGAAUUUUGAAACCAUACUUUGAUCCCAGAAUCGUGAAUGGAGAAGAUGCGAAAUUAGGCGAAAUUCCAUAUCAGGUUUCUCUUCAACAAAAAUCAAGUUCAUUCCAUUUCUGUGGUGGUUCAAUCCUGACGGAAAAUUACGUUAUCACGGCAGCUCACUGUGCUGAAGGCCAAUCAGCUGAGAAUAUAAAAGUAGUUGCUGCCAGCCUCGAUUUAUUAGAUCCACAAGUGACGAAUGAAGUUUCGUCUAUUCGUAUACAUGAGGGUUAUGAUUCCUCUGAUUCUUGGGUUAACGAUGUUGCUCUAUUAAAGGUGAAAAAUCCUUUUGUAUUAUCUGCAACACUCCAAAAAAUUCCUCUGCCACCGCAAGACUACGUUGUCAAUGCCAACGAUGUUGCUGUUGUAUCAGGAUGGGGCAGACUUUGGCAAGGCGGACCAACUACUAAUCAAUUACAACGAGUCAAUAUUGUGAUUGCUGACCAACAAUACUGCUCUGAUAAAUACACCGAUUUGGGAUACAACGUCUAUCCCACGCAGGUUUGCGCAUACGAUCCGCGAGUGGAAAAAGGAUCUUGUAACGGUGAUUCUGGUGGUCCAUUGACCGUCGGUGGAAAACUUGUUGGAUUGGUAUCCUGGGCGAAUGGUUGCGCCAGUAUUUCCUACCCGACUGUUUACACACGUGUGACUUCUUACCUUGAUUGGAUUAAUGCGAACCUUGAUUAAUGCGAAACCAAUUUUCAGCUAUGAUUUAAUCGCUGUUUUAUGUAAAUCUUUAACGAUCGAUCGUUGAAAUUAAGAAAAGAAGAUUCUUUUCUGAUGUAUAUACAGAUGUGAUAAUGAUGUGACGUGGGGUUGUACAAAAUAAGUACCCUCAAAAUUUGUACACAUUUUUAACACAAUAAAUAUGUACAUAUAUGUAUAUA
This is a messenger RNA of Camponotus floridanus (Florida carpenter ant), 1098 nucleotides long. RefSeq names its product chymotrypsin-2. Lineage: Eukaryota; Metazoa; Arthropoda; Insecta; Hymenoptera; Formicidae. The transcript has 7 exons. Bases 125 to 898 code for a protein of 257 amino acids. Gene Ontology annotation, molecular function: serine-type endopeptidase activity. The record is from RefSeq and is a predicted model, not a curated record. Gene Ontology annotation, biological process: proteolysis.